Chiloscyllium plagiosum (whitespotted bambooshark) is the source of this 6951-nucleotide messenger RNA. RefSeq names its product arginyltransferase 1 (gene ate1). Gene Ontology annotation, cellular component: cytoplasm. The record is from RefSeq and is a predicted model, not a curated record. Gene Ontology annotation, biological process: protein arginylation. Gene Ontology annotation, molecular function: arginyl-tRNA--protein transferase activity. Lineage: Eukaryota; Metazoa; Chordata; Chondrichthyes; Orectolobiformes; Hemiscylliidae.
UAAUUAUUUCAGAAUUUUGGUUGCAUUUAACUUUUGAAAGAACAAGUACUUAAUGCUGUUAAGAUUAUCAGUGCAUUUGAUAAAAAUUCAUUCGAGCGAGUGAUAUAGAAGAGAAUCACUGGCUUUGAAUCACCACCGUACACCUGCUGGUUCUGAUAGCAAUUUGUUGUCGAAAGCCUAAUGUAAAAAUUACGUGCCAUGUGCACAGAAACCCAGUUUAUUCUGCCUAGGUCUAAACUUUUAUCUUAAACCCUUGCCGACAGAUUAAUAUCACCACCCUUUGCUACAGACCGAAGCAGUGGAAGGAAUUAAAAAGUUGUACAGGUCUGUAGUGACUCAUUAUUAACCUAAUUGAAAUGGCUAGCUAGAAUAUAUGAGACGGCACAAUUAUCAAGUUUGAAUAUUUUUGUAGGCUGAGUUUAGGUGUUAGCAAUAUACAAGAAGAAAAUUAAACCUACCUUGAAAUAAUGAGUAAAAGUGAGUUAACAACCAAAUUACAAAUGUUGUAACUAAAAACGCGUCACCCUCUUUCUCGUUGUUAAAUAACGUAUCUGGUUGCUAGGUUUUUUCAGUGUUUUGAAGAUCCUACAGAAGCACAUCGGUUUUACAACUGAACAUCUCUUCUCGGAGUUGACAUGUGAUUUGGUAUUAUCGUGUUUUUUUUCUCUAUCCGGUAAAGCGUCUAUUGGAAAUGUCAAACGUGUAGGCAGUGGAUUGACCGGGACGAAAACACACGACCGUGGGAUGUAUUCCAUCGUGGAAUACAAAGGUUUAAAAUCCGGUUAUCAUUGUGGAUAUUGUAACUCGGACAAUGGAAAAGUGUCCACGGGCAUGUGGGCUCAUACCAUGUCAGUCCAGGACUAUGAAGAUCUAAUUGACCGAGGGUGGAGGAGGAGUGGUAUGUAUGUUUAUAAACCUACAAUGAAUCGAACAUGUUGCCCUCAGUAUACAAUAAGGUGUCAUGCUUUAGACUUCAAACUUUCUAAAUCAUCAAAGAAAGUAUUGAAGAAAAUGGCACGGUUCCUUUCCAAGGGAGAGGUAGCAAAAGGAACUGAUGUUGAACCCAUGGAUUCUCACAGUGAAGAUGCUGGAAUUGAUCAUCAGGCUGUACCAUGUAACUCAGAAGUCAAUGUAGAUAUAGAGAAACCUUUGAAGAUUGUGAGCCUCGAGGAAUUACCGGAGUCUGCUGAAAUACAGGAAAAUCCUCAACCAGAUGCUGCUAGUGAGAAAGGGGAACCAGGACAAAAACAUGCAUCCUCAGAGACCAAUGUUUCCACUGGUUCACUUAAAUGUACUCCGAAACCAGGCAGAGGAGCAGAUCCAAAUAAACCACCUUGUCGCAAAGCAAAAGUUAUUCGGAGGGAGAUGAAACUGACGAAACUGCUUCAGAAACAGCAGCAGAAAGAAAUGGCAGAUAUAUCCCAGCACCAAGAACCCUCUUCUUCCAACCCUCAUCCACACCCUCUGCAGCAUCAUGCCACCCAAGCAAAUAAGCCAAAAUCAUUGGAAGAGUUUAUUUCUGAGUCUUUAACUCCAGAUGCAGCCCAUAAGCUUGAGGUGAGACUAGUGAGGUCAUCUCCACCAAACUCCCAGUUCAAAGCAACUUUUCAGGAGUCUUACCAGAUCUAUAAACGGUACCAGAUGACCAUUCACAAGGACCCCCCCGAUAAAGCAACUGAAUACCAGGUGAAACUAGUGCCAGUUUCCUUCGAUGACCCAGAUUUCAUUGAAUCCUUUAACCAAUCAGCAGCUUUGUAUGCCAAGUAUCAGAUGGCUGUGCACCAUGAUUCAUCUGAUGAAUGUAAUGAAUCACAGUAUACAAGAUUCCUUUGUGAUUCUCCACUUCAGGCAGAGAAUCCAACCGAUGGGCCUCCUUCAGGUUAUGGAUCAUUUCACCAGCAAUACUGGUUAGAUGGAAAGAUUAUUGCAGUCGGAGUAAUUGACAUUCUUCCUCAUUGCAUCUCCUCUGUGUACCUUUAUUACGAUCCUGAUUAUGCAUUCUUGUCGUUGGGUGUGUAUUCUGCAUUCAGGGAAAUUGCUUUUACGACCCAGCUACAGAAAACAGCUCCCAGUAUCCGUUAUUACUACAUGGGCUUCUAUAUCCACUCAUGUCCUAAGAUGAAGUAUAAGGGUCAAUACCAUCCAUCUGAUUUGCUGUGUCCAGAAACGUAUGCCUGGGUACCUAUUGAAAAGUGUCGGACAAAGUUAGACCAGUCGAAAUACAGUCGUCUCAAUGAAGACAUAAAUGCAGAAGAUGAAAAUAGCUUCCGAGACCUUGGUCGAGUUCUUGUACUGUACAAAAAUGCAGUGAUGCCUUACAGCAUCUAUCAGAGACGAAAGAAGGGAAGAGCCGAUGAUGAAGCAGCAGUAAGGCAAUAUGCAAGCUUGGUUGGACAGACCUGUGCAGAGCGAAUGCUGCUUUAUCGAAGCUAAAAGCAUGGUUUAUGUGUUGACAAUAAAAAUAAGAAAAUGCUGUUUUCUAAAUUUAUGCUGUUUAACAAUAUCACAAUGCAAAAAUCAAAUUUUAAAUAACUCUAGCCAAUCAUUCAAUAUAUGUGUCUUGUAACAUUUUCUUUUUGUAGCAUUUAACCUUUCCAAUAUAGAACUUUUUCCAAACCAUGCCAUUUUAUUUCAAUUUUCUUUAGGCUACAUCUCACCAAAAAUGUCUUGGUCUCAUAGCGUCUCGGUUAGGAUAGCUGUGCUCUUGUUCUUUUGCUUUAGUUUCUCUCUUUCUUCCUUCUCUUUCCAUAGUGCUCAUUUUUUUUUCUUUUACUAUAAUCCUUUCCAUGCUGUCAUUCAAUUUUCUCAAUUUUGAUUUUUUCCAUCGAUGUUCUUUUCCCUAAUAUUACUUUAAAUUUGCUUUGAUUUAGUUUAUUUUCAUUUUUGUUCUUUUUAUCUUCAGUAUGUAAACAGCUGAACAACCUUAGAGUGCUAGACAGGGUUGCCACAUAUUGAUUGCUGGAUGUUGUAGUCUUUGUUUCCGUGUAUGUUUUGUUUGCUUUUCUCGCAGCCUUUACUCUGAAGAUGGGGAAGAGUGAGUUCAUUGAGUAAGAAUAUUUAAAUUCAGACGAGGUAAAUGCAUAUAUCUACAGUCCACAAUUGUCAGACUCCCCAAGAUAUUCUGGUGAGAUGGAAUGUUAUUAAAACCAGGUUUGUGGUUGAGUUUAUGAUUCUUUAUAAAAGUAUGAUUAAUUGGUUCUAUGAAUUUCUUAUUGCACAUAGAUCAAUGCUUGUCUGGAAAGGCCAAAGAAUACUAAAAGAUAACUAAUUGUUUUUUUUAAAAUAGAAGAGAUAUACAUAAUAGGUAUAAUAGCUGUAGUGCAGGAGGGGGGGAAAUAUUGUGACAGAUUUUUUGCUGCCAAGCAAAUAUUUCAGGGAAAUUAAAAUUAGGGCAAAGAUUUUGCAUAAUAUUAAAAUUGAGCAGUUAGGAAAGAAAAAACAUUCUGAACCAAUAAAGAUGAAGAAAAUCAAUUAUUUGUCCCAAUGUACACAAUUGACACAACUUUCAUCAUAUACUGUAUUUACAUAACUCUAAAAUAAAUGUAAAUGUUAAUAUCAGUCUUUUCAUUUUGAUUUCUUACAUAGAAUUCUGUUUGAUAGAUUAUCACCUUAGUUAGGCACAUUAUCGGUGUAAAUCUUUCACCUCCAUAAACCAUUCAGAUGUGGCAUCCAAGUCCAAAAUUCCGUAUCUGGAAGGGUUGCACUGGCACAGUGAACUCAUUUCACACUUGGCUGCAGCAUAGACAUAACAAGUGAUCGCAAAGUACAUUGAGAAGAGAAGCUAUUGAUCAUGAGUAUACAGCUGAUGACAGAAACUGCGUGGAUAGAAACCAUAUGUUGUUAGACAGAGUGCAGCACAUUUCUCAGCCUGCCAAAUAUCUAUAUAGAUUUGUUUGAGGUGGUGCACAUGUUGGACUGAUACAUAUUUAGAACAAUGUCAAACGGAAAAUAAACAUUUCCCCUCAAGACCAUGUGACACACUAUUUGAAUGGUGCUUUUAAGAUUGACAUAGGUAUUUGAAUUAGGGGAACAAAAGGGGAGAAAGUGGGAAGUUGCACAAUUCCAAAAGGUAGUUGAAGAAAUUUUGUUAUGGUAACAACUUGUUUUUAUAUAUGAACAUACAUGUUAGGAGCAGAAUUAGGCCUCUUGGCUCCUCGAUCCUGUGAGCCAUUCAAUAAGAUUUUGGCUAAUUUUAUUACUUCACAUUCCCACCUGUCCCCAGUACCUUUUCACCGCCUUGCUUAUCAAGAAUCUGUCUACCCCUAUGUUAAAGCUUUCAAAGACUCUGCUUCCACCAUCUUUUAAAGAAGACAGUCCCACAUAUUUCUGAACCUCUUAGACAAACGUUCUCGGCAUCUCAGUCUUAACUGAGCAACCCCUAAAUAUUAAACGGUAACCCUGGUCCUGAGUUCUCUAAUGAGAGGAGACUUCCUUUCCAUUUUUGUCCUGUAAAGGUCCUUCAGGAUGUUGUAUGUUUCAAUCAAGUCACCUGUUUCUGUUCUGAACUCCAACAAAUUAGCCUGUCCAACAAUUCUUCACAGAACAAUCCAUCCAUUCCAGAUAUUAUUCUAGUGAACUGUCUCUAAACUUCUUCCAAUGAUUUUACAUCCUUUCCUAAAUAAUAAAAUAAAUAAAUAUAGCACCUUUAAUGUAAUAAAAUGCCAAAGGUGAUUUAAAUAAAAUAUGCACCUGAGUCACAUUAGGGGAUAGAGCACAUUACUAAAAACCUUAUCAGAAGAAACAAAUCUUACGGUCUCAGCAACCGAAGCAUGCAACCAACAGGUGAACAAUUAAAAUUGGUGUGUUCAGGAAAUCAGAAUUAUUGAAGUGCAGUAGAUCGUAGAGUUGGAGGAGAUUACUGAGAUAGAAAGAGUCAGACCAUGGGUGGUUUUGAAAACAAAAAUGAGAAUGUUAACAAUCAAUGCAUUGCUUAACAUGCGGCCUCUGCAGGUCAACAAGAAUAAAGAUAUUGGGUUAAUGAAAUUUGAUGUGCAUUAAAACAUAAACAGUGGGGCUUUGGAUGUUCAAAGGUUUAUGGAGGGUAGAAUAUUACCAGUUGAUCUGGAAUUUGUUUAAAUUUUCAGAGGCAACAAAGGUAUUAAUGAGGAGUAACACACGGGCAGUGUAGGUGGUAAAUUCAGUAGUGGAAAUGACAGUAUGAAUGUGAUUGGAAUUUUAUUUCCAAGUUCGGUAUAAGUCAGGGUUUUUGAACAGUCUGAUUAAGCCACAGGCAUUUGCGGCAGUGAUCAAAACCAAUGACUUUAGUUCUUCCCAAUACUUAAUUGGAGAAGGUUUCUAGUAAUGGGUAUCAGCUAAGCAGUCUGACAAUUCAAAGACCUUGGGGGGGGGGGGUGGAAAAAAGCAGUGUGAAAGUAAAGCUGGAUGUCAUAAGCAUACAGGUAGAAAUGGAUAUUAAGCGGAAUUUUCAUUUCGUUGACCCCACAGUUCUGCCAUCUGGAGAAAUGUGGGUCAGAACCCAUGCCCAUGCUAUAUUGCCACUCCUGACUGUGGUCACCAGAUGCUGGAAGACCAAUAGGAGACUUUCCAGAAAGCAUAGCAGUCAAAUCAGUUGAGGCGGAAAGCUGCUAGGUCAGUAACAGAAUGAGAGGAUGAUCCUCAGAAAAGCUUUCACAAAAUUUUAAAAGAAUCAAAGUAGUCAGACUGUCAGGCCAUGCGCCCCAAUUGGAAAAUUGCACUGUAUGCAGGGUGGUCUUCAUGGGCCUUUUAGUUAGCUGCCAGCCACUUACAGAUAGCCAAUGGCAAGAAAUUACGAACCAUGGGCACCACUAAAUGAAAAGUCAGCCUGUUGUUUUUCCUAUGAGCAGUAGCAUGUAGGUAAGAGAUAGGAGAAAACAGAGGAUAGAUCUUGAAGACAUCACUAUUCUGUGAGAAUGGGAACACAAACCAUUGUUGGUAAUUGUAUGAUUGCAAUUAGGUAAGAAUGUUAAAAUGCAAGGACAGUAUCAUUCAGUUAGAUGACAGUGGAAAAACAUUGGAGGAGAAUGGUGCAAUCAGCAGUGUGGAAGGUUGCUGACUAGUCCUGAAGGAUGAGGAGGGCUAGUCUGUCUUUGUCACAGUCACAAUGGAUAUAAUUUGACUUAAUUAAAUAUACAGUGGCAGCGCAUAGAUACUUAAUCGCAUGUUCAAUUUCAACCAAAUCAUUCUAAUGUAUUAGUCAUUAACGUGUUGUUGUUCACUUAUCUGAUUGCUCGGCUAAGAGUAGCUUAUGUUGAUGAUCAUGAAGAGCAGCCAAGCAGCUGUUAGUGAUUAUGUUGAAAUAGUUUAGCUGAAAAAAUGGAUUUUCUAUUUUAUUUCACAACCAGGUUGUGAAGAAUUUUCCCAAGAGCAGAAUAAAUGAGCUGACUAUCAAAUUGUCCAACUUAUGUGUUCUGUUUAUGCAAUUCACUGAUAGCAUGAAAUAGAAACAGUAGGGUUGGCACUUCAAUUUGUUUCUGUGUAACAAUGGAACACAGAUGACUGUUUUCCAUAACAUGCAAAGCAUAUAUCUUUUCAUUCUCUUUCCACUAAUGGACCCCAAGAAGAAAUUGAAUAACUUUGGAUAGCUAUGGAGAAAAAGUGCCAACUUGUAUUGAUAUAAAACCUCAUUACUGGUACAUCUUUCAAGACACCUGAAACUGGAAGCGCUUCACCUGCCCAGUGACUGUCAGCCAGCCAGUGUGGUAGCCAUUUUGAUCACAGAACAGGCCAUAAAUGAGAAACCGCUAUUUUAUAUUGUGUUGGUUGUGAAUAUAAAUCAAAUACCUGGGAAAAUUAUAUAGAUCUAUGAUCCUUAAAAUCUAUCUAACUGCCAAAUUGACAUUCCCAACAAUAUAGUUUUUCCUUCAACUGUGUGCUAGCUAAAAUUACAUACUCAUGGAGUAAUACAGCAUGGAAACAGACCCUUCGAUCCAACUAGUUUUUGCCAAACAUAAUCCCAAACUAAACUAUUCA